AUGGAGGUGGAGGAGCGCGAGGCGUGGGCGCGCGGGCUUCCCGUGGUGCAGGAGCGCGUGCCGUACUCGCAGGUGGUGGCGCUGAAGAAGGCGAACGAGCUUAAACACAUCAUCAAACACCCGCAGUCAGCGCUCCAGGCGGAACCUGAGCGAGUGUUCCUAGUGCUAAAGGACGACCGCGUGGGCGAGGGGAAGGGCGAGGGCGAGGGGGAGAAGGUGGAGGAGGAGAAGAAUCAGGCGAUUCUGGCUGGCAUGCGGUUCAUGCGGUCUGGGGCUAAAGUGCGGCGCGCUCGCAAGGGCAAGCGCACACGUCGCCCCACCUACCUAGAUCUCAGUGCGGAGGUCAAGUUCUCAGAUGUAGCAGGACUUGGUGAGAUCAGGCGCGAGCUGGAGGAGGUGGUGGAGUUCUUCCAGUCAGCGGAGAAGUACCGCCGCCGCGGCUCCAAGAUCCCCUCGGGCAUCCUGCUGUGCGGCGAGCCGGGCAGCGGGAAGACGCUGCUGGCGAAGGCGGUGGCAGGGGAGGCGGGAGUGAGCUUCUUCUCGGUGUCGGCGAGUCAGUUCGUGGAGAUCUUCGUGGGCGUGGGGGCCAGCAGGGUGCGCGCGCUGUACAAUGAAGCAAGAGAAAAUGCGCCCUCGGUGGUUUUUAUUGACGAGCUGGAUGCGGUGGGAAGGCAGAGGGGGCUGACUGAGGGCUCGGGCGGGCAAGAAAGGGACGCUACGCUAAAUCAGCUGCUGACGUGUCUGGAUGGCUUUGAGGGCAGAGGUGAUGUCAUUACCAUAGCAGCCACCAAUCGACCGGAUAUUUUGGACGCUGCCCUGGUGCGGCCGGGCAGGUUCGACCGAAAGAUUUACAUCCCCAAGCCUAGCCUCAAGGGGCGCGCUCAGAUUCUUGAGGUGCACAGUCGCAACAAGGUGUUGGAUGAUGACGUGGACUUUGAGGCGGUGGCGCAGGUGACAGAUGGCAUGUCGGGCGCUGAGCUGGCGAACGUGGUUGACGUGGCGGCCCUCAGAGUGCUGCGGGAAAACCGAUCCGAGAUCACAACGGACGACAUGCUCCAAGCGGCCAUGCUGGAGGAGGGGGGGUACCCCUCGCCCCACGAGGGCAGUCCAAUCAGGCAGCGCCAGCUGGCACUCAAUGAGGCGGCGCUGGCCGUGGUGGCGUUCAACUUCCGCGACUUCCAGAACAUCCAGCUGAUCACGGUGGUGCCGCGAAUGACGGAGGAGAAAGGUUCAGUGCGGUACAAGCUGGUGGACACGCAGAAGAUGAAGGCCAACUUCAUCUCCGCCUCGUGCCUUCGGGACUUCAUCACCGUUCAGCUGGCGCCCAUGGUGGCCGAUGAGAUGUGGAAUGGGGCCGAGGAGACGUGCACCAUCUGGGCGGACCACGCUGACGUGGCGCGCCGCACAGCGCGCCAGGUGGCACUCAACGGUUUGUCGGCGCCGAGUGAGGAGGGAGCGCUGUACGGCAUCGGUGUGGCGGCGGUGGAUGCACCGUGGCGCCGCGAGGCCGUUGAUGCCGACGCCUCCCGCAUCCUCGAGGAGUGCCGCACCCGCGCCGCUCAGAUCCUGCGCCGAAACCGCAGUCUGGUGGACGCACUAGUGGAGAAGCUGAUGGAGGAGAAGGCGAUGGGCGGCGAGGAGUUUGCCAGCCUGGCGCGGCAGUACGGGUCGUUUGACACGCCGCCGCCCUCCCCGGUGGAGAUGCGGGACCGCCAGCUGGCACGCUUCCGAGAGGCCAUGAUGGCCGGCCACAAGGACCGGGCGGCUCAAGUGCUGCUGGCUGACCCUGUUGCUGUGGAGUGA
Molecule: messenger RNA, 1803 nt
Organism: Closterium sp. Yama58-4
Lineage: Eukaryota; Viridiplantae; Streptophyta; Zygnematophyceae; Desmidiales; Closteriaceae
Source: the annotation of a GenBank genome assembly